GCCAUUUAUUUUUCAGGAUUUUUCCAAGGGGAUCGCCCCUGUUCUUUUCUGCCUCCCUUCCCUCCGGGCGAGCGGCAGCCCCCGGCUGUGGCCGGCGGCGGUGCUGCCGCCUUGUGGACAGAGAGCGGUACUGCAGCCCCCCCCAGCCAGCGCCCUGCCCCUCGCCGCUGGCUGCCGGCUGAGGGGGGAAGGACGGCUGCCGAGCGUGGGAAGGGCGAGGCGCGGGAGGGAGCGAGCGGCAAGCGGGGCGGUGUCUGUAAAUAGAGGGGAGGGGUGAAGGAGAUUCGGGAGAGCAAAGGGACCCGAUGACCGAGAAGAACGGCAGCGGCGAGGGCGGCCCGGCGGGGCCGCUUUCGGCGGGCGGCGGAGGCGCGGUCGCAGCGCUCACGGGCCGGGGGCGGCGGGCGGGGGGCGAGCGGCGUCGGAACAGGGCUGCACUCCCCUUUCCCGAUCCCCGCGCGCGUCCCUCUCUAGACGCUGGAAGCGACCGCGUGCCGGAAAAUGCCGCCGGGGCGGCGCGCAGGCGGCGGAGCGGGGCCCCGGCUUUCCCCGCCCCUCCUGCCGCCAUCUUUGGAAGGUCAAGCGAGCCGUCCCCGUCCCGCCGCGUCGCUGUCUCGUCCCGCCGCGUUCCCGCCGCCUCCCCGUGCUUCCCCGCCGUCUCCACUCUGACACGAUCCGCCCCCGUCCCGGACCCCCUCCGCUGCAGGGAAAUGCAGGAGAACGCGAAAGCAUCGGGGCAGAGCAGCCGCUGGAGGUGCCCGAGCCGUCUCCCCCUUGCCCGCAGGGCCGGAGUUGCCCACCGCCGGCAGCUGACAGCUACGCUGACAGCACGGGCGGCUCCGGCACACGCUUUGCCUCGCUGUGUUCCGGUGCCGUGCUGCUGCGGGAGGACGGGGCCAGCGCUCCAAAGGCCAGAGCAGAGCGCUGGCGAAUGGGAGGCGAGGAAGGCUUGGGCUAAGGAUGGAUUGCAACCGGGCUGCCUGUCCGUGCUGGAGAGUGGGAGAAGGGUCCCUGCUGGCUGCCGUGUCCUGGGUGGGCACAGAGCUCUGACCUCGGCCAGAUGGGCUGUUCGGUUUCUUUCUCACAGGUUUCCGGGUGUUUUGAUCCUGACGUCGCCAAAGCCUCAGGCUUCUCUCCCUGGGCCCUUGCCGUUGCCGUAUCUCUUGGAUGCCGUGCAGAACGGAAUCAGGCAGCCAAGCCUCAGGUUCACCUUCUCCCUCACCCUCUGCGCUGCUCGUGUGGCACAGCAGAUCCUGAAGCCAGAGGAGCACGUGUACAUAAGGGUAAAGAGAUUCCUUCUGUCACACCGGUAUUUGGACCUGAGGAAGGUACCAGGUUUUCUCCAGCUUUUCUACAGUUUUGAUUUUGAGUACAAAACAGCACGAGUGGAUCCUCAGAUUUCUUGGGGAAGGGCUGCGUGACAAACAUUGCUGUGAGCUCUAUGUCUACCAGAGGAUUUUCCGGGUCAUUCUUUCCUUUCUCAGCAGUCCUUUGUGUGACCAGGGCUCCCAGAGUCCUAUUCUGGAGAUACGACAGAGUGCUGCCCGUGUCACCUCUAGAGCUGCCCAUGAGCCGAUAGAGGAUCACAGCCUCCUCUCGUGGGUCCUGCACGGCUUAGAGAAAAGGUUUCUGGAGAACCAGGUGAUAAAUAAAAUGAUUUCCUUACUCCAUCCUUUGUGGCUAAUAAAUUUAGGAGACAAGAGAGAAAACAGGAAUCGAUCCCAGAUGCUGCUGUUGAGAUGGGUAUAUGAUCUACCUGUAUAUAGAUAUAUGCGUAUCUAUCUAUAUCUGUGUAGUGAUAAUAAUGGGAGUUUUUAUGAUACGUUGCUUUACUGUCUUCUAUUUUUAAUAAAGUGCGAUUUUAAGUUAUUAGGUAUAACAUUUUAUUCUGCUUAUUGGCUAAAGUAACAUUUUCUUGUAUUUUAUUGGUAUCAAGUCAUGUUAAUCAUUAAUUGGUAAGAGUUUAUAAUGAAUUAUUAAGGUGUGAAUAUUGUUCAUUAAGGUACGUCUUUUUUUUACUGUAGGUAUUUUCAUGUGUUCGUAUGGGUUUUUAUGUUAAUGAUUUUGGGUUUUUGUGUUAUGAAUAUAUUAGUAUUUUAUUAGGGUUUUUUUGGUUAGUUUACUUGUUUGGUGUGUAGAUCACUCCUGUUAAGUAUGUUUAUCUAUAUAUGUUUUAAAAUGUAAGUUAUAAAUCUACUUGUUAAGGAUUUUUGUAGAGUUCUAUGUAAAAAUUUAAAUCGGUAGGGGAGAUAAAAAGCAGUAAUUAUUAAUAAGAUGAGUAUUUUAGUUUUUAAUAAUGAUUUAAGUUAUUCAGCGAUGUUUUAAUUUUUGAAAAUAUUAUUUAGUUAUUUUUUAUGUGUGAUUGAUUAAUUUUUAAAAAAAAAAUUAGUAAUGUUUUUGUAAAUUGAUUUCUUGUGAUUUCAUCAAUUUAUAUAUUUUUAAAAAUGUUUUCUAUUUAUGAUUGUGUGUGAAUAAUAAAAAAUGAACAGUUGUUUUAUUUUGUAAGGUAGUAUGUUUAAAGAUGUUCAUAUUUGGCAGUAAUUUAUUUAACGUUAUACAUGUGUUAUUGUUUGAUUUGGUUGGUUAAUAAGUAAGUUCAUUUGAUGUGCUUCAAGUGUGAGUUGUAGUUAUUUUAGGUGUUAAAAGAGAUGUAGAACUAAUAGAAUUAGGUUGUUAAAAGGUUGUACGAUUUUGAUCCUGAGAAGUAAAUUUGUGUUGGAGUGAUUGGGUAUUUUUAGGUGGGUGUUCUUUUUUUGGUUUUUUUUUUUUUUGUUUGUUUUUUCUUUUUUUGUUUUUUUUUUUUUUUUUUUUUUUUUUUUUUUUUUUUUUUUUGUGUUUUGUUUUGUUUUUUUUUUUAUAUGUAUUAUUGUUAUGUUUGGUCUUAGUGGGUUAAUUGUUUUAAAUUGUAGGUUUGCUGUUUUGAGGUAACUUCUUUGUGGUUUGGGGGUUGUUUUGUAACUAAAUAUUGUACAAGUAUUUGUUUGUAAUGAUUUGAGUAAUUUUACUUUUGGUGGUUUACCUGUAAUUUGGGGUAUGAGUGUAUAAAUGUUAUUUGAAGAGUUUA
Messenger RNA from Vidua chalybeata, 3064 nucleotides. RefSeq lists its product as uncharacterized. The record is from RefSeq and is a predicted model, not a curated record. Gene Ontology annotation, biological process: maturation of LSU-rRNA from tricistronic rRNA transcript (SSU-rRNA, 5.8S rRNA, LSU-rRNA); maturation of 5.8S rRNA from tricistronic rRNA transcript (SSU-rRNA, 5.8S rRNA, LSU-rRNA). Lineage: Eukaryota; Metazoa; Chordata; Aves; Passeriformes; Viduidae. Gene Ontology annotation, cellular component: nucleolus. The transcript has 8 exons. The coding region runs from base 306 to 1421 and encodes 371 amino acids.